CAACACAACCCCAAGCUCCACCUUUUUCAGACCCAUUCAGCCCACACUCCACAGCCCAGAGCAGAGGCAAGUCUCACAAGAAGCCUCAUUUCCUGCAGCUGCAGUGGCGAUCUCUCUCUAUCUCUCUCUUCGUCUCGCUAUUCUCUCUCAAAACACAAAAUGGGGAGAGCGCCGUGCUGUGAGAAGGUGGGUCUGAAGAAGGGGAGGUGGGCGAAGGAGGAGGACGAGAUCCUGGCGAGGUACAUCAAAGAGCAUGGGGAAGGCUCAUGGAGAUCACUGCCCAAGAAUGCUGGGUUGCUGCGGUGUGGGAAGAGCUGCAGGCUGCGAUGGAUCAACUACCUGAGGGCGGAUCUCAAGAGGGGGAACAUCUCGGAGGAGGAGGAGGAGAUGAUCAUCAAGCUCCAUGCCACGCUUGGCAACAGGUGGUCCCUCAUCGCCGGUCACUUGCCGGGCCGGACGGACAACGAGAUCAAGAACUACUGGAACUCGCACCUCAGCAGGAGGGCGAGCGACUUCCGCGACGGCGUCGUCGUCAACGUCGACCUCAGCAAGCUGCCCGGCGGCGGCAAGCGGCGCGGCGGCCGGGCGGGCCGUAGGGCGGCGGCCAAGGGAGGGAAGGAGAAAGAAAAGGCCGCAGGAGCGGAUGAGCAGCAGCGCAUGGAGAAGGGUCAGGAGGCGGCCAUGAACGUCGUCUCAAGGCCGAGCUCCCAGGCCUGCACUGCCCAGAGUGAAGAGCAAGCACAAGCCAGUGCCAGUGGUGUGACGUCUGAUGGGCUCGAGGAGGGCCCACUGGACCUGAGUGAAGAGAUGGUGAGUGCGCUUCUAGGCCCGGGAAGCCCAAAGAUGGAGGUGGGCCCAUACGGGCCAUGCAUGGGCAGUGAGACUGGGCCUGGUGGGGAUGGGGUCCAAGAACUGGGUGGCAGGGCCAUGGACUGGGACCUGAUGGGGCUGGACAUCUCAGUCAGCGAUGACAUGUGGGACUCGCUGACGUGGGACAUCGAUGACAUGGUGGUCCCGGAUGAAGUGCAGCAGGAAGAGGUGAUGUCAGACCUCUUCUUCCUGGACAAUAUGUAGGAGGUGACUCUGUGUUAUCUUUAGCCUGGCGUUUGUGAUGCUUUUUAACUUUUGAUGCAGUAGAGUUGGAUGUGUUUGGUGAUGAGUGAGAUAGGAGAGUGCCUCAGUGACUUUUUUGUCUGUUGGUCUGGCCUGAUGAAUGGUGAAAAUGCAGGAAAAUGUGAAAAAAAACACGUGGUGGAAUUGCUCCUUAUGUUGAGCAUUCACAUACA
Phragmites australis (common reed) is the source of this 1286-nucleotide messenger RNA. Its product is annotated as myb-related protein P-like. NCBI's taxonomy places the organism in Eukaryota, Viridiplantae, Streptophyta, Magnoliopsida, Poales, Poaceae. The coding region runs from base 160 to 1074 and encodes 304 amino acids. The transcript is spliced from 3 exons. The record is from RefSeq and is a predicted model, not a curated record.